AUGACGAAGCCAACUUCCACAGGUGCCAAGGUAAAUGUUCUGUUUGUCUGUCUGGGAAACAUCUGUCGGUCUCCUAUGGCCGAAGGUGUCUUCCGGAACUUGGCCUCCUCCCACCCUCUGAUUAAUGAGAUCGAUUCCGCCGGCACGGGGGCCUACCAUGCCCUCGAGCCUCCCGACUCACGAACUCUGUCCACUCUCCGCAAACAUGGCAUCACUAACUAUAAUCACGCGGCGCGAAAGAUCACCAAGGAGGACUUCCUUACAUUCGACUAUCUACUCGCCAUGGACAAACACAACCUUCGCGAUCUUCUUGAUGUCCGUGACUCUGUCCUGGCAUCCAUGAACAACAAAUCCAGUGAUGUAGCGUCGCGGGGCACCAAGGGCACCCGGGCAGCUACCGCCGCCGCGCUUGCGGCGAGCGGGGAAGCGGGUGCCAAGGUUGCAGAUGUGCGGCUGUUUGGUGAUUUCGGAGCCGAUGGUGUGCUGCAUGAUCGAGUUGGUGGGGGAGAAGUGGUGCAGGAUCCAUAUUAUGGAGGUGUCAACGGAUUUGAAGAGGUUUACCACCAGGUGAAUCGGUUCUCCAAGGGGUUUUUGGAGUAUCUGGAGAAGAACCACGACAUCGAGGUGGAUAACUAG
This is a messenger RNA of Aspergillus tanneri, 636 nucleotides long. RefSeq names its product tyrosine protein phosphatase LTP1 (gene ltpA). Gene Ontology annotation, cellular component: cytoplasm. Gene Ontology annotation, biological process: protein dephosphorylation. The transcript has 2 exons. The record is from RefSeq and is a predicted model, not a curated record. Bases 1 to 636 code for a protein of 211 amino acids. Gene Ontology annotation, molecular function: non-membrane spanning protein tyrosine phosphatase activity; acid phosphatase activity. Lineage: Eukaryota; Fungi; Ascomycota; Eurotiomycetes; Eurotiales; Aspergillaceae.